Melampsora larici-populina 98AG31 is the source of this 498-nucleotide messenger RNA. RefSeq lists its product as uncharacterized. The record is from RefSeq and is a predicted model, not a curated record. Gene Ontology annotation, molecular function: RNA binding. The annotation marks the transcript as partial. Gene Ontology annotation, cellular component: nucleolus; intracellular anatomical structure. Lineage: Eukaryota; Fungi; Basidiomycota; Pucciniomycetes; Pucciniales; Melampsoraceae. Gene Ontology annotation, biological process: maturation of SSU-rRNA from tricistronic rRNA transcript (SSU-rRNA, 5.8S rRNA, LSU-rRNA). The transcript has 3 exons.
CAUACUAGAUUAGCGCCUGGUGGGAUUUUAAUUUUCUUAACUGGUCAAAAAGCGAUUGAAGAAAGAAAGAAACGUCAAUCUAAAUCGCUUAUCAGGUUUGAAUCUCGUAAACCUUAUACAACUGUGAAAGUCAAUGAUGAAACAAGUAUCAAGAAAUCCGAGUUGAAUACGGAUACAGUCAAAGUUGAAGAUGUUCAACUUGGGAAAGAUACUCAUGAUGCGGCUGCGGAUGUGGAUGAAGUACCGAUGUAUAUCCUACCUCUCUAUUCACUUCUUCCUACAGAAGAACAAAUGAAGGUUUUUGAAGAUCCACCAGCAGAUUCACAAUUAGUUGUGAUAGCUACCAAUGUAGCUGAAACUCCAUUAACGAUUCCAAAUAUAAGAUAUGUAAUUGAUAGUGGAAGAGCCAAAGAACGACAUUAUGGUUUAAGUAGUGGAAUUCAAUCUUUUGAAAUCGAUUGGAUUUCUGAAGCAUCAGCAUCACAAAGAUCGGGUUGA